AUGGUCACUAUCACCGUAUCCGUCACAGCACCCGUCAACAACAACGACAACGAAUCGUCAACCAAUCCCCCCAUCCGCUUAACCCACGACGACCUCUGGGCAGCGCUGCUGGCCAAAGCACGCCAGCCAGAAGAAUUCGUGCCGCAGAUCGAAAAGUCGACCGUUGUCCGGGAGCACGAGGAUGGGAGGGGUCUGACGAGAAGGGUCCUGUUCAAGGGUCGAGAGGGGGAAGAAGAACUGGAGGAGGUGGUGAGGUUUGUUGGGAAGAUGAGGGUCGACUUCCACAUCUCUGCAACAGGCCAAUCUGUCUCGAACAUCAUCUCUCACGCUGCCGCUGCCACGAGUGGAUCAGAUCUGUUCCUCACGUUCACCUUCGUAUUCCCGCAUCCAGAGGUGCGGGAUGAGAAUGGUGAGGAGGCCAAGAGACUCGAGGAGAAGUAUCUAGCUUUGGGUAGGGAGGUUGUGCCUCGGUGUAUUGAUGUUGCGAGGAGGAUGAAGGUUGAGGGGCGGCUUGGACUGUCUUAA
Molecule: messenger RNA, 525 nt
Organism: Rasamsonia emersonii CBS 393.64
Lineage: Eukaryota; Fungi; Ascomycota; Eurotiomycetes; Eurotiales; Trichocomaceae
Exons: 2
Coding region: 1-525 (174 amino acids)
Source: RefSeq, a predicted model, not a curated record